Messenger RNA from Uloborus diversus, 4016 nucleotides. Its product is annotated as protein Skeletor, isoforms B/C-like. The coding region runs from base 40 to 3723 and encodes 1227 amino acids. The record is from RefSeq and is a predicted model, not a curated record. NCBI's taxonomy places the organism in Eukaryota, Metazoa, Arthropoda, Arachnida, Araneae, Uloboridae. The transcript is spliced from 16 exons.
UAGAUAUAAGUUCUGUAUGUGGAUUUGAGAGAUGUAAGCAUGUUGGAGAGAAAUGAAGAUCAACUAAAAAUUGAUCAUCACAUUGAAAAAUGUGUAGAACAAGCUUUUAUAUGUAUUACUGAAUCUGCAGCACCGUACUACGGAACAAAAAUCGGAUCUUUCAAAACUUACGUUCACGACGUUGUGGGAGACGUUUAUGCAGUGGAUGAUCGAACAAUUUUCAUUAAAGGAUUUUCAUACGAUGGGCAAGGACCAGAUGCCUACUUUUGGGGAGGCUCUUCAUCAAAACCAGACACAUCUGGCUUUAUAAUACCUGAUGAAAAAGGAAAAAAAACUCCCCUAAAGGAGUACAGAUUUAAAGAUUUACUAUUAAGGCUGCCUGCUGGUAAAACUCUAAGAAACACCAUUUGGAUAUCAGUUUGGUGCAGAAAAUUUUCCGCGAACUUUGGUGAGAUUUUUAUCCCUGAAGAUCUGCUCAUACCGCAACCUGUGGAAAUUGGUAGAAUUCCAACAAAAGAACAUGGUGUCUCCUCUGGACCAGUGAUGGUGGUAGAUACGCAGACACUUCUUGUUCCUGAAUUUACUUAUGACGGACUUGGACCAGCUGCCUAUUGGUGGAUUUCUAGAGGUGCCAGACAACAUCCCAGAGGUCUUAGACUAGCAGAUGAAAAUGGAAGCUAUACCCCUUUGAGAAAAUAUACCGGGAAAACUGUUGUCAUUACUUUGCCUGAUGAACACACAAUCUACGACUACGACUGGUUUGGAGUCUGGUGUGAAGAAGCAAGAGUUGAUUUUGGCAGCGUUGCUUUGCCACAGAAUAUUGUUGUUCCUCCUUCGCCAAGAACAUUAGGAAUUGAACUAGAGUACAAAUUGAAUUGCGAAGUACUGCAUGAUGACAUUGGAUAUGAAAUCAGGUGGAUAAUGGACGGUGAGGACAUUGUCAUGCAGUUUGUUGGAAGAAUAGAACCUGGUGAAUAUAUGUCUUUCGGACUGAGCAAAAAUGAUACUAAAUCGGAAAUGAUAAAAGCUGAUGCUAUUGUUGCUUGGAUCGAUAAAAAGAGAAAAGGACAUGCUGUGGAUUACUAUUUGGGAAAUAAAGAACAAUGUGUUGGAAGAGGAGGAAGAGGAAGUUGCCCUGAUGUCAAAUAUCCCGAUGGUCAAGACAGCGUGACUUUACUCAAUGCCGUAGUUGUGAAUGGAUAUACAAUGAUUACAUUAAAGAGACCGCAAGUUGGGUUGGAUGAAAAAUACGACCAGCAUAUCUAUUCCGAUGGACCACAGGCAAUUGUUUGGGCUGUAGGACCACUGAAUGAUAAAAAUGAAGUAUCGUAUCAUGGUAUUUUAAGGUCUGAAGGGGAUAUUUACAUUGAUUUUGCGAGACCACCAGAAUGGAAUUGUCCUCAACCAGCUGAUCCAGAUCAAGUCCAGCAACCGACUCCAAGCACGACAACGACUACAACUACCAAGAAGCCGACAAAACGACCUUCAGCACUGGAUCGCUCCAGGAAACCAAAGCCAACUUCAGAAUCUUCCCGCCGAAAACCACAACCCAUAGGACCCAGAUAUGCCAGUAGGGCUUCUGACGUAAGGCUUAGUGCUUCGAAUGUAAAUACGGCAUGGAACGUACCUCCUAUCAUGUGCCCAUCAGAUGCAACUUUCCGCGCGCAGAUUGGACCAACUGGUGGAAAGAAAGGAUAUCAAUCAAUCACAGGUGACGUUGGAUGGGGUAUUGCUUGGUACAUUAAUGGAGUUUUGAUACCAGAAAUCACAGUUGAGAGAGGAAAAACGUACACAUUCAUAGUAGAAGGUGGAAAUGAUCCAGAGAACCAGGCUAAAUCCCAUCCACUUUAUAUCACUGACGAUCCUGAGGGAGGUUUUGAAUACAAAACUGCAGCAGAAAGAAGAAAAGUCAAAGUGUAUGCAGGUGUUUCGAAAGACAGAAGAGGAACUUAUUCGGCAACUGCAAUGGGGCGUUUAUGUGAAUAUAAGCUACCAAAUGAUGUUUCUUCAGAUGAGUUUGACACUUUUGAUGAGUUUCAAGAAAGUCUCGAGCUAAAAUGUGAGAGAGGAAAAGCAGGUAGAUUGACAUUUAAGCCAGAUAAAGACACUCCAGACCUGUUGUAUUACCAGUGCUAUACUCAUCGUCACUUGGGCUGGAAAAUACACGUUGUAGACUCCUGCUCCGAGAAUAAAGGUCUCCGUCAUGAAGCUAGUAUCCAACACAUCAGAAACGUCACUUACAAUAUGUUUACUGAUGACUUAAAGCGAGAAGGGGAAAAGAAAUCAGCAUCAGAGGAAAACUCGAAUGUAGAUUAUGGUCGACCUGAUGAAAUUCCUUUUGACUCGUACAGUAAACAUAAGGAAGAUGAUAAGGAUUUUGUUACAGAAGAUCCUGAGGACAGGAAGCGGUUAUAUUAUCGGCCUUCCACUUCUUACUAUAGUUCACAAAAAUACUACUAUCCUUCAUCGACAAAAGCUCCACCCAGUAGUUUAUACUACCAGCCAUCCACAAGUAGCUAUAAAAAAUAUUUCUAUUCAACAGCCGACUCAAGAAGUUAUUAUAAAACUAGUACCACUACUCGUCCACCUACGACCAGGACAACCACGAAGAAACCAACACCAACAAUGGAAGCAUUUAAAAUGCGUGACGUUGUUGACCUAAAUAAGAAAAAAGUUAACUACUAUAUUAAUACACCUCCAACGCAAAAGCCAGCCAUCCAAACAAUAGUACUGAAUCCUGGACAACCGGGAAAUCUGAAGUUGAGGGUGUUCAUAAGUACUCCAUCCCCAAAACCAACACAGUCUUCGUACACAUACGUGAAAGGACAUUCGCAAUGGUGGAAUCAACCAACUCAGAGCAGUGCAUCGCACCAGAAAGCGAUUAAUACUCUUAGAACCCAGCUAUCUGCUAUUCAAAAUUCGAAACAAGGACCUUCGCAUGCUGUAAGCAAUCCAUCUUAUGUGAGACAACCUUUUAAUACGCAUUACGAAAAGAGUUUUAUUCCCGUCGUCAUAAAACACAACAGCACAUUUGAUUCUGUUGUAUCCAGAGCACCUUCGCAGAAUCCGCAUUUCCACCAACAUGUAAAUCCACCAACUCAGAUUCUGGCAUUAUCGACAACAAAUCACAAUGGGAAAAGCAUUGUCCCCGUCUUAAUAAAAGCAAAAGAAACCAUCAAGAGGACAAGCACCGACACCAACAGAAACAGAGGCAUUCAAACCCCACUUGGUAACCUUCCUUAUCCUAAUUCACCCCAAAAGAAGAAACCUCAACCAGACGCUUCUGCAAAACCUGGUGAUCCUUCUUUCCUCCCUCUUCUUGUUCCUCAGAAGCCGUCCAACAAAUCAUCAACUAGUGCUAAAAAGAAGAGCACAGCACCGUUGAUACCAUUGGUGAUACCAGAAAAGAAAGAGGAUAAUUUAUACAUAUUGCACCAAAUGCUGUCCCUUCUGAAUGAAAAUCCACAAAGUAUUGCAGCUCGUGGGAUAAAAAUCGUUGGUACUUCUGAUAAGAAUAUUCGCACCAGGGUGAUCAGAAGUGCCGAUCAUAACCACGAACAUUCCAUGGCAGGCCAUGAGUCCGGAGAUCAUGAUCAUAAUCAUGAAGGGCAUGAUCAUAAAGAUCAUUCAGAGAAAUCAAGUGCUUCUAAGUACUCUUUAAGCAGAUUUUUAUUCCUGAGUGCAAUACUUUUUCUCAGGUAUUUCAAGAGAAUGCUUUUUUAAGAAGAGGAGAACGUAUUUUUACGUUCACCAGCCAAAAGUCAUUAAUUUAAAUCAUGUAUAUUGUAUUAUAUUUUGUAGUAUUUUAUUAUUUACUGAUGUAUCUGAAAUUACUUAUCAUUCGCGUACGAAAACUGACAAACGCUCAGGAUCAAAUACCACAAAAUAUACCUGUUGAUCAGAAACAAACUUUUUUUCACAAUCAUUUGUUUUCAAUAUUUUAGUACUCAAAAGCCAUCUCUUUUAUUAACACACAUCAGUCUUGCAGCAUAUUUUAUUUCAUCGUUCAUUUUUUC